Molecule: messenger RNA, 1059 nt
Organism: Phialemonium atrogriseum
Lineage: Eukaryota; Fungi; Ascomycota; Sordariomycetes; Cephalothecales; Cephalothecaceae
Product: putative replication factor C 38K chain
Exons: 3
Coding region: 1-1059 (352 amino acids)
Biological process (GO): DNA-templated DNA replication; DNA repair
Cellular component (GO): Elg1 RFC-like complex; Ctf18 RFC-like complex; Rad17 RFC-like complex
Molecular function (GO): DNA clamp loader activity; DNA binding; ATP hydrolysis activity
Source: RefSeq, a predicted model, not a curated record
AUGGCGUUAAUAGUCGACAAGCAUCGCCCAAGAUCCCUCGACACCCUCACAUAUCAUGAGGAGCUGUCAGAAAGGCUACGGUCGUUGGCACAAAGCGGUGACUUCCCCCAUCUCUUGGUCUACGGGCCAUCCGGCGCCGGCAAGAAGACCCGAAUCGUUGCGACGCUGAAGGAGCUAUACGGGCCCGGCGUGGAGAAGAUCAAGAUCGACGCCCGAGUCUUCCAGACGACAAGCAAUCGGAAACUGGAGUUCAACAUCGUAGCCUCAGUCUACCAUCUCGAGAUAACACCCUCAGAUGUCGGAAACUACGAUAGAGUGGUCAUCCAAGACCUCCUCAAGGAGGUUGCGCAGACACAACAAGUCGACCAGCUGGCCAAGCAGAAGUUCAAGGUGGUCGUCAUCAACGAGGCCGACCACCUCACCCGAGAUGCGCAGGCUGCGCUGCGUCGGACCAUGGAGAAAUACUCGCCAAACUUGCGACUAAUACUACUCGCCAACUCUACAGCUAACAUAAUCGCUCCCAUUCGCUCUCGUACGCUUCUCGUCCGGGUGGCGGCACCGACACACCAGGAGAUCUGUGACGUCCUUGCAUCGUCCGCGAAACGGGAAGGCUGGCCGGUGGUCAAAGGUCUACAUCAAAGGAUAGCGGAGGAGAGUGGGCGGAACCUUCGAAAGGCACUGCUGAUGUACGAGGCAGUACACGCACAGAAUGAGAAAGUGACAGAUGCGACAGCGAUCCCUCCCCCGGACUGGGAAGCGCUGAUCGGACAGAUCGCCAAGGAGAUCAUGGAGGAGCACACGCCCGCGCGCAUCAUGCAGGUGCGGUCGAAGCUCUACGACCUGCUGACGCACUGCAUCCCUGCGACGACGAUCCUCAAGACCCUGACGUUCAAGCUCAUCCCGCUCAUCGACGACGCGCUCAAGGCGGACGUCAUCGCUUGGUCGGCCUUCUACGAACACAGGAUCAGGACGGGGACCAAGGUCAUCUUCCACCUCGAGGCGUUUGUGGCCAAGUUUAUGAGGAUUUUUGAGAUGUAUUUGAUGAGCAUGGACAUGUGA